AUGAGUGCUGGGAAACAUUUAAAUAAAGGUUCUACAAUACCAGAAUUACCCGAUGAUGGCAUGCUGCGUUUGUAUUCAAUGCGUUUCUGCCCUUAUUCUCAUCGCGUUCAUUUAGUACUAGACGCUAAAAAGAUACCAUAUCACACCAUUUUUAUUGAUGUGAGCGAUAAGCCAGAAUGGUUAACUGAUUUAAAUCCUCUGGGCAAAGUGCCGGCCCUACAAUUGGUAAAGGAAACUGGUCAGCCUGCUUUAGUUGAAUCGUUGAUUAUAUCCGAAUAUUUGGAUGAAAAAUACCCGGAAAAUCGUUUAUUUCCAAAAGAUUCUUUAAGGAAAGCCCAGGAUAAAAUUCUAAUAGAACGUUUUAAUCCUGUAAUUGGAGCAAUGUAUAAGAUGUUUGUUAGCCCCGAAGUUGUACCUGGGGCUAUAACUAAUGUAUCCACUGGUUUGGAUAUUUUCGAGGAUGAACUUCAAAAACGUGGCAGCGCCUACUUUGGUGGCGAUAAGCCUGGCAUGUUGGAUUACAUGAUUUGGCCUUGGUGUGAACGUUCGGAAAUGCUGAAAUAUUUACUGGGUAAUAAAUACGAAAUGGAUAAAAAGCGCUUUAAUAAUUUGUUAAAAUGGCGGGAUUUAAUGAUUGAGGACGAAGCAGUUAAAUGCUUCUAUUUAGAUGGUGAAACUCAUGCUAAAUUUAUGAAGACACGUCGCGAAGGCAACCCAAACUACAAUAUGCUUGUAAAUCCCAGCAAACGCCAACGUACAUGCUAAGAAACAAAAAAAAGUAAGAAUAAGAAAAAAAACAUGCCAAAUAGUCCUAUUUUUAUCAGCCCAGCAGCAUUUAACGUAAUCUCGUUUAGAUUACAAAUUUAACUGUUGUACACUUUAUGUUUGACUUUGGACCCUAUUACUUUUUAUAUAUAUACAUGUAUAUAUAUAUGUA
Glossina fuscipes is the source of this 937-nucleotide messenger RNA. RefSeq names its product pyrimidodiazepine synthase-like. The transcript is spliced from 4 exons. Gene Ontology annotation, biological process: glutathione metabolic process. The coding region runs from base 1 to 765 and encodes 254 amino acids. Lineage: Eukaryota; Metazoa; Arthropoda; Insecta; Diptera; Glossinidae. The record is from RefSeq and is a predicted model, not a curated record. Gene Ontology annotation, molecular function: glutathione transferase activity; glutathione dehydrogenase (ascorbate) activity. Gene Ontology annotation, cellular component: cytoplasm.